Molecule: messenger RNA, 2844 nt
Organism: Eublepharis macularius
Lineage: Eukaryota; Metazoa; Chordata; Lepidosauria; Squamata; Eublepharidae
Gene: ALDH6A1
Product: aldehyde dehydrogenase 6 family member A1
Exons: 12
Coding region: 48-1658 (536 amino acids)
Biological process (GO): thymine catabolic process; L-valine catabolic process
Cellular component (GO): mitochondrion
Molecular function (GO): methylmalonate-semialdehyde dehydrogenase (acylating, NAD+) activity; malonate-semialdehyde dehydrogenase (acetylating, [NAD(P)+]) activity
Source: RefSeq, a predicted model, not a curated record
UUCGGUGGAAGAGAAGGGGGAGUGCUUGGCAGGUGGUCGGGAGCAGGAUGGCAGCGGCAGCAAUUCGGGGUUCCCAGGGAGGGCAGCGCCUCUGGCUCGGGAUCCCUGGGAAGGUGAAGCUCAGUUGGCAUUCCUUAUCCUUUUUCUCAUCAUCUUCAGUGCCAACAACCAAACUAUUCAUUGAUGGCAAGUUUGUUGAGUCCAAAAGUAAUGAAUGGAUUGAUAUCCACAACCCAGCCACCAAUGAAGUGGUUGGUCGUGUCCCCAAAGCCACACAGAGUGAGAUGGAAGCAGCUGUGGCUUCGUGCAAAAAAUCCUUACGAAACUGGUCUGAGACGUCCAUUCUGAGCAGACAGCAAGUCUUCUUGCGAUACCAGCAGCUCAUCAAAGACAAUCUGAAAGAAAUUUCAAAACUCAUCACCUUGGAGCAAGGGAAGACCCUGGCUGAUGCUGAGGGAGAUGUGUUCCGAGGCCUCCAGGUCGUUGAACAUGCUUGCAGUGUGACGUCCCUCAUGCUGGGUGAGACCCUUCCCUCCAUCACUAAAGAUAUGGAUACUUAUACCUAUCGCUUGCCUCUGGGAGUAUGUGCCGGUAUUGCACCCUUCAAUUUCCCAGCCAUGAUUCCUCUUUGGAUGUAUCCCAUGGCCAUGGUGUGCGGCAACACUUUCUUGAUGAAGCCUUCGGAACGUGUGCCAGGAGCCCUCAUGUUUCUUGCCAAGCUGUUGCAGGAUGCCGGUGCCCCAGAUGGAACACUGAACAUUAUCCACGGGCAACAUGAAGCUGUGAGUUUUAUUUGUGACCAUCCUGAUAUCAAAGCCAUCAGUUUUGUGGGAUCUAACCAGGCUGGAGAAUAUAUCUAUGAAAGGGGUUCCAAGAACGGCAAGAGAGUCCAGGCCAAUAUGGGAGCUAAGAACCAUGGAGUGGUGAUGCCAGAUGCCAAUAAAGAGAACACCUUGAAUCAGUUGGUGGGAGCAGCUUUCGGAGCAGCUGGACAACGUUGUAUGGCAUUAUCUACAGCAGUAUUGGUGGGAGAGGCUCAGAAAUGGCUGCCAGAACUUGUAGAGAGAGCCAAGAACCUGAGAGUUAAUGCAGGAGACCAACCUGGAGCAGAUCUUGGGCCUUUGAUCAGCCCUCGGGCCAAGGAACGUGUCUGUCAACUCAUUGACAGUGGUGUGAAGGAAGGUGCUGACAUUCUUCUUGAUGGACGAAAUGUUAGAGUGAAAGGCUUUGAAAAUGGCAAUUUUGUUGGACCGACUAUACUGGCUAAAGUGAAGCCUAACAUGACCUGCUAUAAGGAGGAAAUUUUUGGACCAGUUCUAGUGGUCCUUGAAGCGGAUACUCUGGAUGAAGCAAUCAACAUCAUAAAUAAGAAUCCCUAUGGGAAUGGAACUGCAAUUUUUACCACUAAUGGAGCCACUGCUCGGAAGUACUCCCAUUUAGUAGAUGUUGGGCAGGUUGGUGUGAAUGUUCCAAUUCCGGUGCCUUUACCAAUGUUCUCCUUCACUGGCUCUCGUGGAUCCUUCAGAGGAGAUACCAAUUUCUACGGGAAGCAGGGUGUGCAGUUUUACACACAGUUGAAGACAAUCACAUCUCAAUGGAAAGAAGAAGAUGCCACUGUUGCUAGGCCUGCUGUAGUUAUGCCAACCAUGGGGAACUAAAGCAGCUUCUUCCACUGGCUACAAAGAUACUGUUGAGACUAUUCUUUGCCUACUACAGUACACGCUACGCCCAGAAAUUCUUUAAUGCUAGUGUUGCCCUUUUUGUUUCAGGACUUUCAUUUCUAAUCAGGUUGGCUAUGGGCCUUUUUAACUCCAGGCUGAGAUUUUUUUCAUCUAUGUAUUAGCUAACUAAGCUUCAUUUUUGUAUGAAUUUCUCUUGUAAAGAAAACACUGUACUGUGAGCAGUUAAACAAAAGUAGGAUCAGCUUUUUCUGUCCACUUCAUUUCACAGUAUUAAAAUCAAAGCUCUGUUUGGCAUGGAAUGUUACUAUUUUGUGCCAGUUAAUUCAGAUGCUGCUACCACUCUACAUCUGUUGUCCUUCUACUGUAAAAUUCCAACUCAUCUUUUUGUCCUUUAGAACAGAGCAAUACAUUUUGUGAAAGGCAAAUCUGAACAGCGUUAGAUUUAAUGAAGUAGUCAUCAGGAAUUGAACACAUAGAAAAUAGGUGUUUGAGAGCGCAAUGAGGAGUCUGUGAUACCUUGCCUUCACUUGGAAAUUCAGUCCCAUUGUGCCUGUAAGCAAAGUGAUAACCUGAUUUCAAAAUAAAUGCCUUCUGCCUUUCAAAUCCACAUUGCCUACACUAAUAUUCUUACAGCCACAAUGCUGUAUGAUUGUUUCUGCUUUUCAGUGCUACUAAAUCCUCCCAGAACCAAUGGCUUGCCCCCUUAAAAUAUUCUUUAAUAGUCAGUGUUGAGAUUUACUUUCCAUUGCUCAACCAAAUGUAAGUGGAGAGCUUCCUGUAAUUGUAGGCUGUCUAGGACAAGUUCCAGGUAUGUCUUUUAACCUACAUGCUAUAUGUGUAUGUUAGUUUGCAGAUGGAGGACUUGGAUUGCAUAGUGCAGUGUAGUGUACACAGGUUAAGUUGUAACUGGUGCAGCCAUGGGAUGAUGUAGUUUUUGGCUUCUUAAUGUUGCUGAUAUAGCAAUGACAACUUACUGAAAGUACUUCCUUAAAACUGAAAAUCAUGCUGCUGGUUUUGCCUAAUCUGACAUUGGAUGAACUUAUUCUGUUUUGCAACUAGCAAGCACAAAACAAAAUAAUUGGUUACAAUGGGUUUUCAUUUGUAUAGUAGAAGGGGUUUCUGAUAAUCAAGUUAAUCAUGAAUAAAGUUAUUAAAUUCAGAA